Insectozyma verbasci is the source of this 1008-nucleotide messenger RNA. Lineage: Eukaryota; Fungi; Ascomycota; Pichiomycetes; Serinales; Debaryomycetaceae. The record is from the annotation of a GenBank genome assembly.
AUGAACAUCCUUGUCUACCUAUUAUUGAUAUUCCAAAGUCAAUUUGUGUUAUCUGUCCCUUAUAAUAAUGGAUUUGCUACACUUUCAGUUAAUCAAACCGAAGUUCUUCAAAAUUUAAUCGCGGGCUUAAAAGAAUAUAAUGCUGAACAAGGAAUACCAAAAUAUGCAAAAUUUAAAAAAAGAUCAAGCAUUAAACGAUUCGACAAUAUAACAAUGAAUAAUGGAACGGAAAAUGUUUAUGCACCAAUUAUUAUGAAAAGAGAUGUUCAAUUCACAAACCAUUCAUCAAAUUAUUCAGUAACUACGUUGCAAAAAAGAUCUGACCUCCCUAUCUUAGACACUAUUUUAACUGCUCUUAAAGACAGUCAGAUUUCAUUAGUUAUUAUUGAUUUUGGUUUAUUAAAUAAAGCUAUACUCGAUGUUGUAAUCAGUACAACUAUUUGGAUUCUUAGAAUGAAUUUAAUUAAUUUGACAGAUCUAGUCACUGCAAUUAAUAAAUCUGGUAUAAUUGUUGAUGUGAUAAAUUUGACAUUGAAUGAUCCUGCGGUAUUGCCGGGAGUAUUGAACAUUACAACUAAUGUAUUGAAAGAAGGUGGAAUUAAUUUAUCAAAUUUAUUAAGAAAAAGAGAAGUAGAAACUGUGAUUGAUUUAAGAACUAAUCUUGUUCCUAAUAAACAAAUCAGACUAAAUAAAAGAGAAUCUGAGUUAUUAAAUGAUUUAUUUGUAUCAUUGAGAGAUUCAGGAUUAGCUAUUUCUGUAAUUCAACAUUUAUUAACUACACCAGAAUUGUCACAGCCAGCUGCUUAUUUCUUGGUUCAAGUUAUAAAUUCUGGUGCUUUGACAUUACCUCAGUUAAUCAGUGCUUUAAUUCAAUCAAAUACUUUACCAAUUGUAAUUCAACAAGUUUUAAGUGUAGCACCACAACUUUUAGGUCAAGUUGGUAAUUUGAUUACCAGUUUAGUUCAAAAUGGUACAAUUGCAAGGAGUUUACUUAAUCAAUUUUUGUAA